AUGAAGUUCUCCAUCCAGUCUCUCCUCGGCGCCUCAGCCCUGCUGGCCUCUGCUGCUGAUGCCCAGCAGCUCGCCUUCCCUGGAGCCGAGGGUUUCGGCCGAUUCGCUACCGGUGGUCGCACUGGUAGCGUCUACAAGGUGACCAACCUGAAUGACUCGGGUGCCGGAUCCCUUCGUGAUGCCGUCUCAAAGCCCAACCGCAUCGUUGUGUUCGAUGUGGGUGGCGUCAUCGACAUCGACACUCGCAUUGUUGUGUCCGCCAACGUCUACAUCGCUGGCCAGACCGCACCAGGUGACGGUAUCACCGUCUACGGCAACGGCUUCUCCUGGUCAAACGCACACAAUGCCAUCACCAGGUACAUCCGCAUCCGCAUGGGCCGCGGCGGCGACAGCGGCAAGGACGCCGUCACCAUCGCCGAAGGCCGGAACAUGAUCUUCGACCACGUGUCCGUCUCCUGGGGCCGUGACGAAAACUUCUCCGUCAGCGGCAGCGCUGUCAACAUUACCGAGUCUAUCGAACACGUCGCCGCCCGAGCCGGCGCGUCACUUCGCCGUGACGCCGUCGACAAGCUCCUUGUUAGCGAGCUGCGCAGCUACGGCAAGUCGGGAAAGCUCAUCUCCGACGAGGCCGAGAUUGGCGGUGUCGGAGAGGUUGCCGGUGGAACGGCGCCUGUGGAUACCGAUGGUGACGGUAUUCCCGAUGCGUGGGAGAGGGCGAAUGGGCUGAAUCCCAAUGACGCCAAGGACGCCUUUGCCAUCGGAGCUGGCGGCUGGACAAACCUGGAGAACUACGUCAACUCGCUGGUGCCCGGAACGUAUGCGUAG
Molecule: messenger RNA, 825 nt
Organism: Verticillium alfalfae VaMs.102
Lineage: Eukaryota; Fungi; Ascomycota; Sordariomycetes; Glomerellales; Plectosphaerellaceae
Exons: 4
Coding region: 1-825 (274 amino acids)
Source: RefSeq, a predicted model, not a curated record